This is a messenger RNA of Pogoniulus pusillus (Red-fronted tinkerbird), 13969 nucleotides long. Its product is annotated as mucin-16-like. Bases 112 to 13848 code for a protein of 4578 amino acids. The transcript has 72 exons. The record is from RefSeq and is a predicted model, not a curated record. NCBI's taxonomy places the organism in Eukaryota, Metazoa, Chordata, Aves, Piciformes, Lybiidae.
AGCACUACUCAGACAGUCACCAACUUGAUACCAACCUCAUCUGUGGCCACAGCCUCUACUGUUCCAGGGACCACAGCAUUUGAGGCCACCACUGCUGCAAGCUCAACCAGGAUGGAAACCUCCAGCACAGCUGCCAGGACCACAUCUGCUCCUCACACCUCUGCUGCAGCCUCUUCCACUGCAGCACAAACCACUGCUAUUGGUGAGACCUCCACAGCUGGCUCCACAGCAGUACAAGUGUCCACUCCAGAAUCUGCCACAUCCUCUGCAGUCUCUCCCAGUACAUCAGGAACAUCUCCUGCAGCUCUUGGAACCAGCACAGCCAUGGAGACAACAGCAGCUGCCAGCAGCAGCCCUGCAGGCUCAUCCUCCUCUGCUCCACACACAAGCUCAGCUCCUACAGCCACUUUUACCUCUACUCUGAGCACUUCCAGUCCUUUCACCUUAUCUACAUCAAUGUCUUCUAUGGACACAAUAUCAACUGCUGCUGCUGCAGGGACCUCGACCCUUGAGGCCUCCACUGCUGCAAGCUCAACCAGGACAGAAACCUCCAGCACAGCUGCCAGGACCACAUCUGCUCCUCACAGCUCUGCUGCAGACUCUUCCACUCCUGCUGAGGGAACCUCCACAACUGUCUCCAGCACAGCAGAAGUGUCCACCUCAGAACCUGUCACAACCACCCCAGUCACUCCCAGCACUUCAGGAACAUCUCCUGCAGAUGUUUUCACCACCACUACAAAGGAGAUGACCGCAGAGGUAAGCAGCAGCCCUGCAGGCUCAUCCUCCUCUGCUCCACACACAAGCUCAGCUCCUGACACAACAUCUGGUCAUCAUCUUAGCUCUUCUCAGACUGUGACCACCUCUACUCCAACCUCUUCUGUGGAGGCAACCUCCACUGUUCAAGGGACAUCAACCCUUGAGGCCACCACAGCUGCAAGCUCAACCAGGACAGAAACCUCCAGCACUGCUGCCAGGACCACAUCUGCUCCUCACACCUCUGCUGCAGCCUCUUCCACUGCAGAACAGAAGUCUGCUCUUCAGGCAACCUCCACAAUGUCUUCAACCAUAUCAGAACUCUCCACCUCAGAAGUUUCAACAUCCACUGCAGCCACUCUGAGCUCAUCAGGAACAUCUCCUGCAGCUCCUGUGAGCAGCACACCCAUGGUGACCACAGCAGCUGCCAGCAGCAGCCCUGCAGGCUCAUCCUCCUCUGCUGCACACACAAGCUCAGCUCCUGCUACCACAUCUGCUCUUCCACUCAGUACUACUCAGACAGUCACCAACUUGAUACCAGCCUCAUCUGUGGCCACAGCCUCUACUGUUCCAGGGACCACAGCCUUUGAGGCCACCACUGCUGGAAGCUCAACCAGGAUGGAAAUCUCCAGCACUGCUGCCAGGACCACAUCUGCUCCUCACAUCUCUGCUGCAGCCUCUUCCACUACAGCACAAACCACUGCUGCUCAGGGAACCUCCACAACUGGCUCCAGCACAGCAGAAGUGUCCACCUCAGAACCUGUCACAACCAUUCCAGUCUCUCCCAGCACAUCAGGAACAUCUCCUGCAGAUACUUUCACCACCACAGCAAAGGAGACAUCAGCAGCUGACAGCAGCAGCCCUGCAGGCUCAUCCUCCUCUGCUCCACACACAAGCUCAGCUCCUGCCACCACUUCUACACUUUCUCUAAGCACUACUGAGAGAGUGACCACCUUGAUAGCAACCUCAUCUGUGCCCACAGCCUCUACUGCUGCUGGGACAUCAACCCUUGAAACCACUGCUGCUACAAGCCCAGCCAUGAUGGAAGCUUCCAGCACAGCUGCCAGGACCACAUCUGCUCCUCACACCUCUGCUACAGCCUCUUCCACUGAGACACAAACCACUGCUGCUCAGGGAACCUCCACAACUGUCUCCAGCACAGCAGAAGUGACCACCUCAGAAGCUGACACAACCUCUCCAGUCUCUCCCAGCACAUCAGGAACAUCUGCUGCAGCUGCUGUCACCACCUCCCCAGAGCGCACAACAGCAGCUGCCAGCAGCAGCCCUGCAGACAUCUCCUCCUCUGCUCCACACACAGGCACUGUUGCCACCAGCACUACUCAGACAGUGACCACCUCUGUGCCAACAUCAACUCUGGCCACAACCUCAACUGCUGCUGCUGCAGGCACUUCAGCCCCUGACACCACCACUGCUGCAAGCUCAACCAGGAUGAAAACCUCCAGCACAGCUGCCAGGACCACAUCUGCUGCUCACACCUCUGCUGCAGCCUCUUCCACUGCAGAACAGAAGUCUGCUCUUCAGGCAACCUCCACAAUUUCCUCAACCACAUCAGAACUCUCCACAUCAGAAGCUGCAACUUCCACUGCAGCCACUUCCAGCUCAUCUGGGAUAUCAACUGCAGCUCCUGUGAGCACCACACCCAUGGACACAACAGCAGCUGCCAGCAGCAGCCCUGCAGCUCCUACAGCCACUUUUACCUCUACCCUGAGCACUUCCAGUCCUUUCUCCUUAUCUACAUCAAUGUCUUCUAUGGGCACAACAUCAACUGCUGCUCCAGGGACCUCGACCCUUGUGGCCACCACUGCUGCAAGCUCAACCAGGAUGGAAUCCUCCAGCACAGCUGCCAGGACCACAUCUGCUGCUCACAGGACAUCUGCAGCCUCCUCCACUGCAGAACAGAAGUCUGCUCUUCAGGCAACCUCCACAAUGUCUUCAACCACAUCACAGCUCUCCACCUCAGAAGCUGCAGCUUCCACUGAAUCCACUUCCAGCUCUGCUGCAGCAUCUACAGAAGUUCCUGUGAGCAGCACACCCAGCAGCAGCCCUGCAGGCUCAUCCUCCUCUGCUCCACACACAAGCUCAGCUCCUGCCACCACUUCUACUCUUUCACUUGGCACCACUCAGACAGUGACCAGCUCUACUCCAACCACUUCUGUGGCCACAACCUCCACUGCUGCAGGCACAUCAACUCUUGAGGCCACCACAGCUGCAGGCUCAACCAGGAUGAGCUUCAGCACAGCAGAAGUGUCCACCUCACAAUUUGACACAAGCACUGCAGCCACUUCCAGCAAUUCAGGAACAUCUCCUGCAGCUCCUGUGACCACCACAGCCACAGAGACAACAGCAGCUGCCAGCAGCAGCCCUGCAGGGACAUCCUCCUCUGCUCCACACAAAAGCUCAGCUCCUGCCACCACAUCUACUCUUCCAUUCAGCACUACUCAAACAGUGACCACCUCUAGUCCAACCUCUUCUGUGGCCACAACCUUCACUGCUGCUGCUCCAGAGACAUCAACCCUUGAGGCCUCCACUGCUGCAAGCUCAACCAGGACAGAAACUUCCAGCACAGCUGCCAGGACCACAUCUGCUCCUCACACCUCUGGUGCAGCCUCUUCCACUGCUGCUCAGGGAACCUCCACACCUGUCUCCAGCACAGCAGAAGUGACCACCUCAGAAGCUGACACAACCUCUCCAGUCUCUCCCAGCACAUCAGGAACAUCUCCUGCAGCUGCUGUCACCACCUCCCCAGAGCAGACAUCAGCAGCUGCCAGCAGCAGCCCUGCAGACCUCUCCUCCUCUGCUCCACACACAGGCACUGUUACCACCAGCACUACUCAGACAGUGACCACCUCUGUGCCAACAUCAACUCUGGCCACAACCUCCACUGCUACUGCUGCAGGCACUUCAGCUCCUGACACCACCACUGCUGCAAGCUCAACCAGGAUGGAAUCCUCCAGCACAGCUGCCAGGACCACAUCUGCUCCUCACAGGACAUCUGCAGCCUCUUCCACUGCAGACCAGAAGUCUGCUCUUCAGGCAACCUCCACCAUUUCCUCAACCACAUCAGAACUCUCCACAUCAGAAGUUUCAACUUCCACUGCAGUCACUUCCAGCACAUCAGGGACAUCUCCUGCAGCUUCUGUGAGCAUCACACCCAUGGUGACAACAGCAGCUGGCAGCAGCAGCCCUGCAGGCUCAACCUCCUCUGCUCCACACACAAGCUCAGCUCCUGCCACCACAUCUACUGUUCCCCUCAGCACUGCUCAGACAGUGAGCUCCUCUACUCCAACCUCGUCUGUGGCCACAACCUCCACUACCCCAGGCACAUCAACCCUUGAGGCCACCACAGUUGAAAGCUCAACCAGGGCAGAAACCUUCACACAAACCACUGCUGCUCAGGGAACCUCCACACUUCUCUCCAGCACAGCAGAAGUGUCCACCUCAGAACCUGUCACAGUCUCUCCUGUCACUCCCAGCACAUCAGGAACAUCUCCUGCAGCUCCUGUGAGCAGCACAGCCACAGAGACAACAGCAGCUGCCAGCAGCAGCCCUGCAGACACUUCCUCCUCUGCUCCACACACAAGCUCAGCUUCUACAGCCACUUUUACCUCUACUCUGAGCACUUCCAGUCCUUUCACCUUAUCUACAUCAAUCACAGCAGAAGUAUCCACCUCAGCAGCUGCUUCAACCUCUAAAGUCACUCCCAGCACAUCAGGAACAUCUGCUGCAGCUGCUGUCAGCACCACUCCAGUGCAGACAACAGCAGCAUUCAGCAGCAGCCCUGCAGGCUCAUCCUCUGCUCCACAAACAAGCUCAGGUCCUGCCACCACAUCUACACUUUCUCUAACCACUACUGAGAGAGUGACCUCGUCUAUACCAACCUCUUCUGUGGCCAGGACUUCCACAGCUGCAGGCACAUCAACCCUUAAGGUCACCACUGCUGCAAGCUCACCCAGGAUGGCAACCUCCAGCACAGCAGAGAAGUCCACCUCAGAAGCUGACACAACCUCUGUUGUCACUUCCAGCUCUUCUGGGACAUCUCCUGCAGCUCCUGUGAACACCACACCCAUGGAGACAACAGCAGUUGCCAGCAGCAGCCCUGCAGGCUCAUCCUCCUCUGCCUCUACAGCCACUUUUACCUCUACUCUGAGCACUUCCAGUCCUUUCACCUUAUCUACAUCAAUGUCAUCUGUGGCCACAACAUCAACUGCUACUGCUCCAGAGACCACGACCCUUGUGGCCACCACUGCUACAAGCACAGCCAUGAUGGAAACCUCCAGCACAGCUGCCAGGACCACAUCUGCUCCUCACAUCUCUGCUGCAGCCUCUUCCACUGAGACACAAACCACUGCUGCUCAGGGAACCUCCACAAUUUCCUCAAGCACAGCAGAAGUGUCCACCUCAGAACCUGUCACAACCAUUCCAGUCACUCCCAGCUCAUCAGGAACUUCUGCUGCAGCUCCUGGAACCAGCACAGCCACAGAGACAACAGCAGCUGCCAGCAGCAGCCCUGCAGACACUUCCUCCUCUGCUCCACACACAAGCUCAGCUCCUACAGCCACUUUUACCUCUACCCUGAGCACUUCCAGUCCUUUCACCUUAUCUACAUCAAUGUCAUCUGUGGCCACAACAUCAACUGCUACUGCUCCAGAGACCACGACCCUUGUGGCCACCACUGCUACAAGCACAGCCAUGAUGGAAGCUUCCAGCACAGCUGCCAGGACCACAUCUGCUGCUCACACCUCUGCUGCAGCCUCUUCCACUGCAGAACAGAAGUCUGCUCUUCAGGCAACCUCUGCAGUUCCCUCAACCACAUCAGAACUCUCCACCUCAGAAUCUGCAACUUCCACUGAAGCCACUUCCAGCUCUGCUGCAGCAUCUACAGAAGCUCCUGUGAGCAGCACAGCCAGCAGCAGCCCUGCAGGCUCAUCCUCCUCUGCUCCACACACAAGCUCAGCUCCUGCCACCACUUCUACUCUGCCACUCAGCACUACUGAGAGAGUGACCAGCUCUAUGCCAACCUCCUCUGUGGCCACAGCCUCCACUGCUCCAGGGACAUCAACCCUUGAAACCACCACUGCUACAAGCCCAGCCAGGAUGGAAACCUCCAGCACUGCUGCCAGGACCACAUCUGCUCCUCACACCUCUGCUACAGCCUCUUCCACUGCAGCACAAACCACUGCAGCUGAGGGAACCUCCACAAUUGGCUCCAGCACAGCAGAAGUGUCCACCUCAGAACCUGUCACAACCAUUCCAGGCUCUCCCAGCUCAUCAGAAACAUCUCCUGCAGCUCCUGUGAGCAGCACAGCCUCAGAGUCAACAGAAGGUCCCAGCAGCAGCCCUGCAGGCUCAUCCUCCUCUGCUCCACACACAAGCUCAGCUCCUGCCACCACAGCUUUGAUUCCACUUGGCACUACUCAGACAGUGACCACCUCUACUCCAACCUCUUCUGCAGCCACAACCUCCACAGCUGCAGGCACAUCAACCCUUGAGGCCACCACUGCUGCAAGCUCAGCCAGGAUGGAAACCUCCAGCACAGCUCCUAGGACCACAUCUGCUCCUCACACCUCUGCUGCAGCCUCUUCCACUGCAGCACAAACCACUUCUGCUCAGGAAACAAUUGUUUUCAGCACUGCACCUGUGUCCACCUCUAUAUCCACCACUGCAGUCACUGCUAGCACAUCUGGGAGAACUACUGCAUCUCCUGUCAUCACCAUGCUGAAGGACACAACAGCAGCUACCACCCCCAGCCUCACAGACACCUCCACAUCUGCUGCACGGACAGACACACCUACAACUCCCAUCUCUACUGCCACUGGGAGUAGUUAUCCACCUAUGUCUACAGCUACACCCACCUCUACUCCAGCCAUGAGUUUUCCUUCUCCUACUGCAGGCACUUCAGCACUUCCCAGCAGCUCCUUCACAUUUUUUUCCAGCCCCCCAACAACGACAGCUGCAGCCCUCGAGCACUUCACCAUCAACUUCACCACCACCAACCUCCCCUACAGCUCCGACCUGCGCGAUCCUGACUCAGCCAAGUUCAGCAGCACACGCAGGGUCAUGAACACCUUGCUCGACCGACUCCUGAAGAAAAGCAGCAUUGGAGCCAAGUUCCUGGGGUGUGAGACCAAAGGCUUCAGGCCAGUGAGGGCAGGGGCCGAGACGGGGGUGGACGCCGUCUGCAGCUACAGGAAGGAGCCCUCUGGGCUGCCCCUGGACAGGGUGGGUCUGUACCACGAAGUCAGCAACCACACCAAGGGCAUCACCAAGCUGGGUCCCUACAGCCUGGACAAGGACAGCCUCUAUGUCAACGGUUACAAUGAGCAGCCAGUCCUGACCACUCCCAGCCCCCCAACAACGACAGCUGCAGCCCUCGAGCACUUCACCAUCAACAUCACCACCACCAACCUCCCCUACAGCUCCGACCUGCGGGAUCCUGACUCAGCCAAGUUCAGCAGCACACGCAGGGUCAUGAACACCUUGCUCGACCGACUCCUGAAGAAAAGCAGCAUUGGAGCCGAGUUCCUGGGGUGUGAGACCAAAGGCUUCAGGCCAGUGAGGGCAGGGGCCGAGACGGGGGUGGACGCCGUCUGCAGCUACAGGAAGGAGCCCUCUGGGCUGCCCCUGGACAGGGUGGGCCUGUACCACGAAGUCAGCAACCACACCAAGGGCAUCACCAAGCUGGGUCCCUACAGCCUGGACAAGGACAGCCUCUAUGUCAACGGUUACAAUGAGCAGCCAGUCCUGACCACUCCCAGCCCCCCAACACCGACAGCUGCAGCCCUCGAGCACUUCACCAUCAACUUCACCACCACCAACCUCCCCUACAGCUCCGACCUGCGGGAUCCUGACUCAGCCAAGUUCAGCAGCACACGCAGGGUCAUGAACACCUUGCUCGACCGACUCCUGAAGAAAAGCAGCAUUGGAGCCGAGUUCCUGGGGUGUGAGACCAAAGGCUUCAGGCCAGUGAGGGCAGGGGCCGAGACGGGGGUGGACGCCGUCUGCAGCUACAGGAAGGAGCCCUCUGGGCUGCCCCUGGACAGGGUGGGCCUGUACCACGAAGUCAGCAACCACACCAAGGGCAUCACCAAGCUGGGUCCCUACAGCCUGGACAAGGACAGCCUCUAUGUCAACGGUUACAAUGAGCAGCCAGUCCUGACCACUCAGAGCGCCCCAACAACAACAGCUGCAGCCCUCGAGCACUUCACCAUCAACUUCACCACCACCAACCUCCCCUACAGCUCCGACCUGCGCGAUCCUGACUCAGCCAAGUUCAGCAGCACACGCAGGGUCAUGAACACCUUGCUCGACCGACUCCUGAAGAAAAGCAGCAUUGGAGCCAAGUUCCUGGGGUGUGAGACCAAAGGCUUCAGGCCAGUGAGGGCAGGGGCCGAGACGGGGGUGGACGCCGUCUGCAGCUACAGGAAGGAGCCCUCUGGGCUGCCCCUGGACAGGGUGGGCCUGUACCACGAAGUCAGCAACCACACCAAGGGCAUCACCAAGCUGGGUCCCUACAGCCUGGACAAGGACAGCCUCUAUGUCAACGGUUACAAUGAGCAGCCAGUCCUGACCACUCCCAGCCCCCCAACAACGACAGCUGCAGCCCUCGAGCACUUCACCAUCAACUUCACCACCACCAACCUCCCCUACAGCUCCGACCUGCGGGAUCCUGACUCAGCCAAGUUCAGCAGCACACGCAGGGUCAUGAACACCUUGCUCGAUCGACUCCUGAAGAAAAGCAGCAUUGGAGCCAAGUUCCUGGGGUGUGAGACCAAAGGCUUCAGGCCAGUGAGGGCAGGGGCCGAGACGGGGGUGGACGCCGUCUGCAGCUACAGGAAGGAGCCCUCUGGGCUGCCCCUGGACAGGGUGGGCCUGUACCACGAAGUCAGCAACCACACCAAGGGCAUCACCAAGCUGGGCCCCUACAGCCUGGACAAGGACAGCCUCUAUGUCAACGGUUACAAUGAGCAGCCAGUCCUCACCACUCCCAGCGCCCCAACAACGACAGCUGCAGCCCUCGAGCACUUCACCAUCAACUUCACCACCACCAACCUCCCCUACAGCUCCGACCUGCGGGAUCCUGACUCAGCCAAGUUCAGCAGCACACGCAGGGUCAUGAACACCUUGCUCGACCGACUCCUGAAGAAAAGCAGCAUUGGAGCCAAGUUCCUGGGGUGUGAAACCAAAGGCUUCAGGCCAGUGAGGGCAGGGGCCGAGACGGGGGUGGACGCCGUCUGCAGCUACAGGAAGGAGCCCUCUGGGCUGCCCCUGGACAGGGUGGGCCUGUACCACGAAGUCAGCAACCACACCAAGGGCAUCACCAAGCUGGGUCCCUACAGCCUGGACAAGGACAGCCUCUAUGUCAACGGUUACAAUGAGCAGCCAGUCCUGACCACUCCCAGCGCCCCAACAACGACAGCUGCAGCCCUCGAGCACUUCACCAUCAACAUCACCACCACCAACCUCCCCUACAGCUCUGACCUGCGGGAUCCUGACUCAGCCAAGUUCAGCAGCACACGCAGGGUCAUGAACACCUUGCUCGACCGACUCCUGAAGAAAAGCAGCAUUGGAGCCAAGUUCCUGGGGUGUGAAACCAAAGGCUUCAGGCCAGUGAGGGCAGGGGCCGAGACGGGGGUGGACGCCGUCUGCAGCUACAGGAAGGAGCCCUCUGGGCUGCCCCUGGACAGGGUGGGCCUGUACCACGAAGUCAGCAACCACACCAAGGGCAUCACCAAGCUGGGUCCCUACAGCCUGGACAAGGACAGCCUCUAUGUCAACGGUUACAAUGAGCAGCCAGUCCUGACCACUCCCAGCCCCCCAACAACGACAGCUGCAGCCCUCGAGCACUUCACCAUCAACUUCACCACCACCAACCUCCCCUACAGCUCCGACCUGCAGGAUCCUGACUCAGCCAAGUUCAGCAGCACACGCAGGGUCAUGAACACCUUGCUCGACCGACUCCUGAAGAAAAGCAGCAUUGGAGCCAAGUUCCUGGGGUGUGAGACCAAAGGCUUCAGGCCAGUGAGGGCAGGGGCCGAGACGGGGGUGGACGCCGUCUGCAGCUACAGGAAGGAGCCCUCUGGGCUGCCCCUGGACAGGGUGGGUCUGUACCACGAAGUCAGCAACCACACCAAGGGCAUCACCAAGCUGGGCCCCUACAGCCUGGACAAGGACAGCCUCUAUGUCAACGGUUACAAUGAGCAGCCAGUCCUGACCACUCCCAGCCCCCCAACAACGACAGCUGCAGCCCUCGAGCACUUCACCAUCAACUUCACCACCACCAACCUCCCCUACAGCUCCGACCUGCGCGAUCCUGACUCAGCCAAGUUCAGCAGCACACGCAGGGUCAUGAACACCUUGCUCGACCGACUCCUGAAGAAAAGCAGCAUUGGAGCCAAGUUCCUGGGGUGUGAAACCAAAGGCUUCAGGCCAGUGAGGGCAGGGGCCGAGACGGGGGUGGACGCCGUCUGCAGCUACAGGAAGGAGCCCUCUGGGCUGCCCCUGGACAGGGUGGGCCUGUACCACGAAGUUAGCAACCACACCAAGGGCAUCACCAAGCUUGGUCCCUACAGCCUGGACAAGGACAGCCUCUAUGUCAACGGUUACAAUGAGCAGCCAGUCCUGACCACUCCCAGCCCCCCAACAACGACAGCUGCAGCCCUCGAGCACUUCACCAUCAACUUCACCACCACCAACCUCCCCUACAGCUCUGAUCUGCAGGAUCCUGACUCAGCCAAGUUCAGCAGCACACGCAGGGUCAUGAACACCUUGCUCGACCGACUGCUGAAGAAAAGCAGCAUUGGAGCCAAGUUCCUGGGGUGUGAGACCAAAGGCUUCAGGCCAGUGAGGGCAGGGGCCGAGACGGGGGUGGACGCCGUCUGCAGCUACAGGAAGGAGCCCUCUGGGCUGCCCCUGGACAGGGUGGGUCUGUACCACGAAGUCAGCAACCACACCAAGGGCAUCACCAAGCUGGGCCCCUACAGCCUGGACAAGGACAGCCUCUAUGUCAACGGUUACAAUGAGCAGCCAGUCCUGACCACUCCCAGCCCCCCAACAACGACAGCUGCAGCCCUCGAGCACUUCACCAUCAACUUCACCACCACCAACCUCCCCUACAGCUCCGACCUGCGCGAUCCUGACUCAGCCAAGUUCAGCAGCACACGCAGGGUCAUGAACACCUUGCUCGACCGACUCCUGAAGAAAAGCAGCAUUGGAGCCAAGUUCCUGGGGUGUGAAACCAAAGGCUUCAGGCCAGUGAGGGCAGGGGCCGAGACGGGGGUGGACGCCGUCUGCAGCUACAGGAAGGAGCCCUCUGGGCUGCCCCUGGACAGGGUGGGCCUGUACCACGAAGUUAGCAACCACACCAAGGGCAUCACCAAGCUUGGUCCCUACAGCCUGGACAAGGACAGCCUCUAUGUCAACGGUUACAAUGAGCAGCCAGUCCUGACCACUCCCAGCCCCCCAACAACGACAGCUGCAGCCCUCGAGCACUUCACCAUCAACUUCACCACCACCAACCUCCCCUACAGCUCUGAUCUGCAGGAUCCUGACUCAGCCAAGUUCAGCAGCACACGCAGGGUCAUGAACACCUUGCUCGACCGACUGCUGAAGAAAAGCAGCAUUGGAGCCAAGUUCCUGGGGUGUGAGACCAAAGGCUUCAGGCCAGUGAGGGCAGGGGCCGAGACGGGGGUGGACGCCGUCUGCAGCUACAGGAAGGAGCCCUCUGGGCUGCCCCUGGACAGGGUGGGCCUGUACCACGAAGUUAGCAACCACACCAAGGGCAUCACCAAGCUGGGUCCCUACAGCCUGGACAAGGACAGCCUCUAUGUCAACGGUUACAAUGAGCAGCCAGUCCUGACCACUCCCAGCCCCCCAACAACGACAGCUGCAGCCCUCGAGCACUUCACCAUCAACUUCACCACCACCAACCUCCCCUACAGCUCUGACCUGCGGGAUCCUGACUCAGCCAAGUUCAGCAGCACACGCAGGGUCAUGAACACCUUGCUCGACCGACUCCUGAAGAAAAGCAGCAUUGGAGCCGAGUUCCUGGGGUGUGAGACCAAAGGCUUCAGGCCAGUGAGGGCAGGGGCCGAGACGGGGGUGGACGCCGUCUGCAGCUACAGGAAGGAGCCCUCUGGGCUGCCCCUGGACAGGGUGGGUCUGUACCACGAAGUCAGCAACCACACCAAGGGCAUCACCAAGCUGGGCCCCUACAGCCUGGACAAGGACAGCCUCUAUGUCAACGGGUACAAUGAGCAGCCAAUCCUGACCACUCCCAGCCCCCCAACGACAGCUGCAGCCCUCGAGCACUUCACCAUCAACUUCACCACCACCAACCUCCCCUACAGCUCCGACCUGCGCGAUCCUGACUCAGCCAAGUUCAGCAGCACACGCAGGGUCAUGAACACCUUGCUCGACCGACUGCUGAAGAAAAGCAGCAUUGGAGCCAAGUUCCUGGGGUGUGAGACCAAAGGCUUCAGGCCAGUGAGGGCAGGGGCCGAGACGGGGGUGGACGCCGUCUGCAGCUACAGGAAGGAGCCCUCUGGGCUGCCCCUGGACAGGGUGGGCCUGUACCACGAAGUCAGCAACCACACCAAGGGCAUCACCAAGCUGGGUCCCUACAGCCUGGACAAGGACAGCCUCUAUGUUAACGGUUACAACGAACCACUUCAGAGAUCAGCUCUGAGGACAACUCCUGCACCCAGCCCAGCAGCCAGCAACUUCACCCUGAAUUUCACCUUGACCAACCUCCGCUACACAGCAGAUCUGACUGACCCAAGCUCCCGCAGGUUCCUCUCCACAGUCAAAGUUAUCAACCACUAUGUUGACUCCCUUCUCCGAAACAGCAGCAUAGGCUCUGUCUACAAGGGAUGCAAGCUGCUGAGGUUCAGGUCUGGCAGACACAGGGAUCACACAGGCAUAGAUGCUGUCUGCAGCUACCAAAACGAUGCCAACCUUGCCAAGUUCAACAGAGAAAAGGUUUACCAUGAGCUGAGCACCAUGACAGAUGGUGUCACUAAACUGGGGCACUACAGCCUGGACAACAACAGCCUCUAUGUUGAUGGUUUCCCCCUCAGAGAAGCAGCUGUUAUCAGGAAGCCUGCCAUGGCUGAGGCUCCUGCCAGGCUGGGCUACAGGCUGAGCUUUAGAAUAGUCAAUGAAAACCUGAGCAACUCAGACUCUCGGUCUCCAGAGUACAAAGCAGCAGUGGAAAGCAUCAGCAAGAAGAUGAAUCAACUCUACCUCCAGAGCAGCCUACGAGACCAGUUCCUCAACUGCAGCAUCACAAGGCUGAGGGCUGGAUCCAUAAUGGUUGACUGCAACUGCUUCUUCCAGUCAGAGCCCAGCAUCAACAGGGCUGUAGUUGAAAGAGCUUUCCAGGAUGGAGCUUCCAACACAAGUGGCCUGUGGCUGGGAAGCAGUUACCAGCUGCAAGGAUUCUCAGUGGACAACCUGGAACUAGCAAUUGAAGCAGCAACUCACAGAACACCUCUCAAGUCUGGGAAAGAAAACUUCAGAUUGAACUUCAGAAUCUCCAACCUGCCUUACUCCCCAGAGCUGCAGGACCCCAGCUCCCAGAGGUACCAAGUGACCAAAGAGAACAUUGAGAAAGAGCUGGAAGUAUUCAGAAGCAGCAGCCUGAAGGAUUACUUCAUUGGUUGUACUCUUGAGAGCUUUGGGCCUGUCCAUGGGAAGCCUUACACUGAGGUUGUCUCCAUCUGCAAAUUCAUCCUGGCCUCCUCAAGGACCUUAGAGAAGCAGGAGGUGUAUGAGGAGCUGGCAGGCCUGACACAAGGCUUCAGCAAGCUGGGCUCCAGCUACAGGCUGGAAGAGCAGAGCCUGGUGGUUGAAGGUUACUCUCCAAUCAAGACAGAGGAACAUCAGUCUGAAAGACCUGAGCUUCAGUUCUGGGCAAUCAUCCUCAUCUGUGUUUUCAUCCUGAUUGGCUUCAUCCUCCUCCUCUUGUUAUGCUUCCUGAUUGCCUCUUGCCUAAGAAGGAAGUCAGAUCUCUACCAGGUUCAACAAAGCAUCUAUGGAGUCUACUUCCCACACCCGAGCACAAGCAAAGUGCAUUGACAGAAGAGCUGAGGUCUGCUCCCAGACCUCUUUUGCUCCCAGAGCUGUUCCUCCGUUGAUGAAGGAAAGAAAAACGUUUACCAGUCCUAGAAAAAUGUUUAAUAAAUUAUAUUUAGCAUUU